AUGGAAAAUAUAAGACUCCAUAUUGUUUUCUUCAUGAUUCUUUUUGCAUGCCUCACAUCAAGUAGUCACGGACUGAAAAGGCAAAGUGAAGCACUUUCCCGUUUAUACAAAAUCAAGUCAAAAACUAAUACACACAUCGACACAAGGCCUUUCAGCGCCGAUUUCCCUAUAGAACGAAUUCAAUCACAGAAAUGGUCGAAAACGAACGACCUAAUCGAAAAAUUGCCCGGGCAACCGCCAGUCGAAUUCAGCCAGUAUAGUGGCUAUGUCCCCGUGAAUAUUAGUACAGGACGAGCUCUCUUUUAUUACUUUGUUGAGGCUGAUCCAGAAAAAUCGAGUAAAUUUCCGCUUCUUCUUUGGCUCAAUGGAGGACCCGGUUGUUCUUCUCUUGGUUACGGAGCAAUGGAGGAAUUGGGUCCAUUUCGAGUUUACAGUGACGGGAAAUCGCUCUAUAUAAACCCUUAUGCAUGGAACCUUGUUGCAAAUGUGUUGUUUUUGGAGACACCGGCUGGGGUUGGGUUUUCAUAUUCAAACACGACGACUGAUUAUGAGGAAAGUGGGGACAGACAAACAGCUAUCGAUAAUUAUGUGUUUUUGUUGAAGUGGUUGGAGAGAUUUCCUGAAUACAAGAACAGAGACUUUUACAUAGCUGGGGAAAGCUAUGCUGGGCAUUAUGUGCCCCAGUUGGCUCAGACCAUUCUCCAUCACAACUUAAAGGCAAAACGACCUAUUAUCAAAUUGAAAGGGAUGAUUAUUGGGAAUGCUGUGAUCAACGAUGACACCGACACCCUAGGGAUGUAUCAAUAUUUUCAAACUCAUGCUUUGAUAUCUGAUGAGACAUGGAAUAAAUAUUUGAAGUAUUGUUAUUAUUACAGAAGUUCAUAUGAAUGUUAUAAAGUUGAGGAGCAAGUUGAUGAACCUAUGGAAGACAUUAAUAUUUAUAACAUUUAUGCCCCACAGUGCCUCAAUUCUAAACUCACCAAAACGCCCAAGAACGCUUCAGUAUUUAAUUUUGAUCCCUGCAGUUACUACUAUGUAUAUGCAUACCUCAACAGACCUGAUGUUCAAAAGGCGCUUCACGCCAAUGUCACCAAGUUACCUCACGAUUGGGGAUCUUGCAGCAUCAUCAUCAAUUGGAAGGACAGCGCAUACACUGUUCUCCCUAUCCUUCACGAGUUAAUGGAUAACGGGAUUCGAGUUGCUGUAUACAGUGGGGAUAUAGACGGAAAUGUACCAGUCACUUCAACACUGCUAUCAAUCAACCAAAUGAACGUUUCGGUUAGCUCGCAAUGGCGCCCUUGGUACCAUUCUGGAGAG
Messenger RNA from Striga hermonthica, 1317 nucleotides. The record is from the annotation of a GenBank genome assembly. NCBI's taxonomy places the organism in Eukaryota, Viridiplantae, Streptophyta, Magnoliopsida, Lamiales, Orobanchaceae.